Messenger RNA from Hyalella azteca, 853 nucleotides. RefSeq lists its product as uncharacterized. The record is from RefSeq and is a predicted model, not a curated record. NCBI's taxonomy places the organism in Eukaryota, Metazoa, Arthropoda, Malacostraca, Amphipoda, Hyalellidae. The transcript is spliced from 3 exons. Bases 25 to 801 code for a protein of 258 amino acids.
UUUCCUAAAGAAUCGUUGAAAAACAUGACAUUAUUUUCAAAAUCUUCUUCGAAAAAUGCAGCGCUCUCCGAAGGACUGCAAAGGAAAAGUUCAUCAUCCAAAGAAUCCUUUUCUUGUGAAGGAAUAAAUUCAGUAGCCGGCCACGCCAUCGAGGUGCGCUACACGGCCAGCGCCGCCACACACACGACACUCGCGCCCAGCGUCUGCGAGCUGCACGCGCUCCAGCACGACGCCGUGCCUUGCUUAGGGCGCUCCAACCCCGACGCCGUGCCUUGCUUAGGGCGCUCCAACCCCGACGCCGUGCCUUGCUUAGGGCGCUCCAACCCCGACCUCUCAGGCGAGGACGUGACGAAGUCUGGCCAUUCAGGGCCACUGAGCGCUCUAACGCUCAUGGCGCCUCGAGGCUAUAGAGACGAUGAUCAGGUCCAGCACAACAAAUUCAAACUGCGAGAUGUUAUAAAUGGAGUGGAAUCCAUCUGCUCCGAGACUCCAUGGCCGCUGCUCCAGUCAUGUACUUCAGACUCCACUCCUGAUAAUAUCAAACGGCCGUACUUUUCAUCUCUGAGUCGCAAGUCAAAUGAAUUGGCUCCUUUUCUCAACGUCAGUGGUGAAAAAAAGAUAUCGACGUCUAAGCCAGGCUCAAAUGAAAGAAUGGAAAAAGUUGCUUGGUAUUGUGAAGUGCACAACGCUCCCCAAAAAACUGACAUGAUGGAGAAAGACUCAGAAGUUGAUCCCGCAUCAGGAUCGCUGCCUGCUCAGACAAUGUGUUCUGUAUCUCAUGAGUGCAAGGCCCCUAGAUGACAAAAACAAGUUUGAAAAAUUCAACAUUGCAUUUGAAUUUCAAAACUAUUUG